AACUUAAAUGGGGGAAAAAAACUGGAAGUGAAAUUAUAGUAACAAUAUUUCAAUUGUUUGGACUUCAGAAUUAUUUAUGCUACAGCUCUCAUACUUAAGGAAGAAAAUGCUUCUGUGCUUUCCUGUUAGACAUUCUCUUAGUCUGGUUGAUUUCUCUCGUUGUGCCCUUGUUUGUCUCGUCUCAUUAUGAAUCUAGAAUUUAACCACAAAAGCCAAAUUUUCCAGGUUUCGCGUGAACUGUAAUGACUACACCAACCUUGCGGAGAGGUGUGCUGGUGCUGUUUGACAGAGUUGAUCAACUAACCUGACAGGAGAAUGAGGCACAAAAUAACAGAUGCUUAACAGAGAUUUCCCUUCUGGAGAAUCCAGACUGAAUCAGAAGGAAUUUGCGAAACAUGAUUUGGCCUAAAUUUUUGCACCUUCGGUACAUUCCCUUGCAUUGCCAUUCUUUUCUGCAUUCAGCAAGUCAUUUUCAGUUGAAACUCUUCAAUAUUCUUGUGAGGAUCAGUCCUAUGAGAAUCUCGCCCCAUGGAAGGAACCUGCUGUCUCCACCCUGCAGAUCCAUCACAGUUAACAACUCUGAGAAUGGCAUGCAGGACCAUGCCGCGCCCAGGCAGAAAGUGGUGCUUGCCUCUGCAGAGGAUAAAGAUGACUUGGAAGGCUUUGGAGCACAAGGAAAGUUCUAUUCUGCCAGGAGAAUUUUCCGUAAAACCUCUUCACAGAUGCAGGAUUCCAAAUACAAUGAUACCGAGGAUCAGGAUGAGGAAGUUGAAACUCCUAAAGUGAGGCGGAAGCUGGGUCGAAGGAAUACUACCUACUGGUACUUCCUACAAUGUAAAAAACUCAUCAAGGAAGAUAAGUUAGCCGAGGCCCUGGACCUGUUUGAGACUCAGAUGAUGAAGGAAGAGCAGCUCUUUCCAGAAGAAUACAAUUACAGCGUGCUGAUAGGGGGAUGUGGAAGAGCAGGGUACUUGAAGAAAGCCUUUAAGCUCUAUAACGACAUGAAGAAGAGAGAACUGACUCCCUCUGUCGCAACCUACACUGCUCUAUUCAAUGCUUGUGCAGAAUCCCCAUGGAAAGAUACGGGUCUUCAGUUUGCCACGAAGCUUCGAGAAGAAUUAAGGAGCAAGAAUAUCCGCAUGAAUCUUAUCGGAUACCACGCCAUGCUGAAGGCAUAUGCUAUUUGCUCCGAUAUGAGGACUUGUUUUAAUGUGGUCAGGGAAAUAGUUCACAAUGGUCUUGAGCUUAAUGUAGAGACAUUCAGCACUUUAAUGAUGGGCAGCAUUAUGGACACUGACAAUGGCUUUAGAUAUUCAUUACAGAUUUGGCGGGAGAUGUUAAAACUGGGCAUUCAGCCUGAUGCCAAGAGCUACAACCUGCUGCUGCGGGCGGCCAGGGACUGUGGUAUCGGGAACCCCACAGUGGCGUCUCGCGCACUGUUGAGUGACGAGAAUGUGAGGAGGCAACUAAAGCAACUCAGAAGAGUUCAGAAGCUCCGAGGUCAGAAAGUGGCAAGAACCAGUAAACAUGCAACCACUUUGUCUGUUGAUACAUUGGAAGAGCAGUUGUUUGGCCUGUCCGCUGAUGAGCAUCAGGGGAGUUCGUUAACUACCUGCAGAGCCUCUGAACCCGAGGAUAAGGACAGCAAUGUAACUUUAUCAGGACUGAUUGAAGCACCAAACCUGCCAUCCAAAAGUAGCCAAGGAAAAGAACCAUCUUUGGAACUUGUUCCCAGGAAUGAAAGUCAUAUAGUUGACUCAGACUCCAAAGGACUUCCUCAAGAUAAUCUUCUACCUAAUCUGCUCUACAUCCAGGUUAACAAGAAGAACAUAAUUUCUCUGGGAAGUGCAACCGCACCACACGACAGACUAGCACUGAUCGGAUAUCUGGAUGGCUUUCUAAGUAAAAUGAGAGAAGAUAAUGUGCUUCCAGAUAUUAAGACAUUCACACUCUUGGCUGACAUAGUGGAACCAAACAGCCAGUCCGAGUCAUCCUUGCUGUCCCUCAUGGAUGAGCAUGGUGUGAAGCCAGACAUUUCAUUCUUUAAUACCCUCAUUAGGAAAAAGAGCAGGCUGGGUGAUCUAGAAGGUGCAAAGGCUUUACUGUCUGUUGUGGUUGAGCGAGGCCUCUCACCAACCAUGCAUACUUUCUGCAACCUGGCGAUAGCCUGCAGGAAAAGCCGUGAUGGACUGAAACUCCUCCAGGACAUGAAGCUCUCUGGAAUAAUCCCCAAUGUCAAUGUCUACAGCACCCUGAUCAACAAUGCAGCAAAGCAGUUAGAUUAUGUGUUUCUCACCAAGAUCCUGCAAGACAUGGCAAGAAAUCAAGUACCACCCAAUGAGGUUGUCCUUAAGCAGUUGGAAUUUGCUGUCAAGUACCCUCCAAACUUUGACAAGUACAAGUCAAGGAACAUCUAUCUGGAAAAAAUUGAUGGAUUUCGAGGGUUUUACUAUCGUUGGUUAAACUUUAUGCCAGCAGUGGAAACACCACAUCCUUGGGAAAAGUACAGAAUUAAGAGUGAUGUUCCUGGAGAAGAACAACCACACUCAUAAUCCUUGAAGCUGGAGAACACAACAGGAUCAGUUCCAAAAUGCAACACUGCGGUGUUAAUUUUCAGCCCUUCAUCUCCUCAAUGUAUUCACUUGCUGCUGUUUCUGUCCACACCAAUCCUGGACAAAGGAAAGCCAGUGCUGUAAAUCUGUCCUAAUGAAUUAACAAUUUAUUAUGUUUGUAUGAGAGAAUAAAGACAUUUAAGUGCAUAAGGGAUACAGAGUUUCAAGUCUGUGGCAAAAAAAAAUUACCUUUAAACUCUUAGGAAUCAGCAGUGAAGACCGUGGCUACUUAACACAAAUUAUGGAAAGCUUCAAACCUCGAAGAGAAUACACACAAUUUCAAAUAUAUACAUUGUAAUAGCAUGAAGGAAAACCAUUUAGCCUGUCAAAUCCAGACCAGUUUUUUGCUGCAAUAAUCUAAACCCAUUUCCCCACCUCCUUCAGCUCCUUUUUAAAUGCUACAAUGCAAUGUACCUCCAGUACUACCUCAGCAUUUUCAAAUUAUUGCUACCAGAUGACAAUCUCUCUUGGCUUCAUAUGUCAGUAGCUACUUUGUUUUAUUUGCUAGGUUCUAUGCAUUUUCAAAUGUUGACCAGUUACUGUGUUACAAAAAACUUACUUUGAUUCCUUUGCUAAUCCCAUUGUUCUAAAUUUCUUGGCGCUAAUUUAAAUUUUCAAUGCAACUCUCAUCAAAUCUUUUAAUGCAAAACAUACACUAUAAAUUACCUCUGGAAAUGGCCACCUGCUGUUUUCUCAUAUACCAUGGAGACUCUACUUAUGAAACUUAAAACCCAUUCCAGCCCAUCCAGAUUUAUUCUGGAUAAAGCAGUAAGAAACCAAGGGAUACGCACAACUAAAUUUCUGAAGCAGAAUCUUCUCAGCUCCAUGCACAAAUGGGUGUCAGGGCAGUAAAAUAUGUCCAAUAUGAAAAUGCUUGAUGAAAUAAUGUAAAACAUUUGAGUUUCCAGGGGCAUUAAGACCAUUUCUGGACGAGACCGCUACAUGAUGGUUCGGACCAGAGCGUUUGCAGGUGGGAGCUACACUGCCAUUAUGGGUUUGGAUACAAGUACACAAAUGCAGAGAACAUGGUAAAUAAAACAGAGUAGCUACAGACACAUGAAUGAAGCCAAGAGGACUGUCAUCUAAUAGCAAUAAUGGAGGCCUUGCUUGAGCAAGAAAGCAGUGUUAAAUAUAACUGUGUACAAUCAUAAAGAUAAAAUAAGAGAAAACUAAUAAAUACAAAGAAAACUAAUGAUAUAGCUGUGUCCAAAGAGAGAGGUGUGAGAAAAUAAUCUCAUUUGGUGGGGCACAGCAGCAAAGCCAAAGGAAGAGGAGUUACUGUGUUGGCCAGGAAUCAGUGUCCGCAACGAGGACUGGAGGCCUGUCUUUGUACAAGUGGGUGGGAGGGAGUGAGGGAGCUUGUUUUGCUGAUUGUGCUAUUCUGCUGAACACGGCGGGCAUGCCAUAUUUGCAGCAGAACUCCCAGCACAUCCUUUGAUUGUUAACACAAAUGAUACAUUUCACUGUAUGUCUUGAUGUACAUGAUAAAUAAAUGUGAAAAAGAAAUUGAAUAAUUUAGAUUAUAAGCAGGGCUUUACAUUAAAUAGUGAAGGGGAAAAUGACUUGGGGGAGGUGGAAUGUUAAAGUGACCAGAUGAGGAAAUACUGAUUAUUAAUUAUGUGAUGUGUCUAAAGGGGCACUUGGAUAAAAAUAAGAAAAAGGCAAAAUUAAAAUCUAAACAAAGAAAGCUAUUGGCCUAUCCUAACAAAGAAGCCUCUUCAAAAACCAAAUAUGUGCCAGUUCCCAGUAGAACAAUCCUGUCGUCACACUCCCCCUCCUUAUUUCCCAAUAGCCCCACAAAUAAUUCCCUUACACACUCAUCAUUACCUUUUCCCCCCAUAAACCUAAAUAAAAUAGCUACCUAAUCAACAAGCGCACGUUUUGGAUGUGAGUGGAGAGGAGAGCCGCUUGGUUGAGGGAGAAUGCACAAAAACCACACAGAGAGCAAGACUGGGCUGUGAAACAGCAGGGCCAACUGCAAAAUGAACAAUAAUUAAUAACUCACGUAAAGGUAAACCGGUUGCCAAGAAGGCCCACCAGUGCCUUUACUUCCUGAGAAAACUAAAGAAAUUUGGCCCGUCCCCUAAAACCCUCACUAAUUUUUAUAGAUGCACCGUAGAAAGCAUUCUUCUAGAGUGCAUCACAACCUGGUAUGGAAGUUGUCCUGUCCAAGACCGGAAGAAGCUGCAGAAGAUUGUGAACACGGCGCAGCACAUCACACAAGCCAAUCUUCCGUCCUUGGACUCACUUUACACCGCACACUGUCGGAGCAGUGCUGCCAGGAUAAUCAAGGACACGACCCACCCAGCCAACACACUUUUCGUCCCUCUUCCCUCCGGGAGAAGGCUCAGGAGCUUGAAGACUCAUACGGCCAGAUUUGGGAACAGCUUCUUUCCAACUGUGAUAAGAUUGCUGAACAGAUCCUGACCCGGAUCUGGGCCGUACCCUCCAAAUAUCUGGACCUGCAUCUCGGUUUUUUGCACUACCUUACUUUCCAUUUUUCUAUUUUCUACUUAUGAUUUAUAAUUUAAAUUUUUAAUAUUUACCAUCGAUUUGUAAUCCAGGGAGCAGGAAGCGCAGAAUCAGAUAUCGCUAUGAUGAUUGUACGUUCUAGUAUCAAUUGUUUGGCGACUAUAAAGUAUAAUUUGAGAAAUCAAAACAAUGCAAAAUUUAUGUACAAGUAAGUGGACAGAAGCCUGACAUAUGGAAUAUAAUGGGAAAUAUAACAUUUUCUACUUUGGUGGGAAAAAUAAAAAUGGUCAUUUAAAUAGCAGAGAUGAUUAUUUGCUGGCACUCCUGGUACAUGAAAAAUAAUGGUAGCAUACAGAUGCAGCACGUAAUUAGUAAAGAAAUAGAUGUUAAUCUUUAUUGCAAGCUAAGUGGAAUACACAGGUAGGAAAAUCUUGCUGCAGUUGUCUAUGGUUCUGGUAAGACCACACCUAAAUGUUAUGAUCUCAUUUAAGGAAGAAUGUACUUUCCUUGGAAGCUGCACACUGAAGGUCCAACUGUUUAAUUCAUGGGUUGAGGGGAUUUUCUUAAGAGGAGAAAAGGAAAGAUUGGUUUAUACUUUCUGCAGUUUAGAAAUGAGAUAAUCAGAUUGCAAGACACAGGGUCCCAAGUGGCUUAGUAGUGUAAAUAUAUUAAGGUCAGCACAAUAUCACUGAGCUGAAGGGCUGGUACUGUACUUAACUGUUUUAUGUUCUCUCCCUUGUUCAGGGCAAUGUAAAAUAAGAUGGGUAACUCAAUACAAUAAGUUGAUCACUUAAUACUGAGAAGAGAAAGAAAUCCCACUG
This is a messenger RNA of Mobula hypostoma (lesser devil ray), 5905 nucleotides long. It is a transcript of the gene ptcd1, whose product is annotated as pentatricopeptide repeat domain 1. NCBI's taxonomy places the organism in Eukaryota, Metazoa, Chordata, Chondrichthyes, Myliobatiformes, Myliobatidae. Bases 396 to 2552 code for a protein of 718 amino acids. Gene Ontology annotation, biological process: tRNA 3'-end processing. The record is from RefSeq and is a predicted model, not a curated record. Gene Ontology annotation, cellular component: mitochondrial matrix. Gene Ontology annotation, molecular function: protein binding; tRNA binding. The transcript has 9 exons.